Cephus cinctus (wheat stem sawfly) is the source of this 7490-nucleotide messenger RNA. RefSeq lists its product as uncharacterized. The record is from RefSeq and is a predicted model, not a curated record. Bases 156 to 5243 code for a protein of 1695 amino acids. Gene Ontology annotation, molecular function: metalloendopeptidase activity. Gene Ontology annotation, biological process: membrane protein ectodomain proteolysis. The transcript has 12 exons. Lineage: Eukaryota; Metazoa; Arthropoda; Insecta; Hymenoptera; Cephidae.
ACUCUGGGCAACUUCAGAGGUGUCGCAACAGUCUGUGCGCUAGAAGCAGUCGUGCUAGAACCUCGAGACGGAGUGGAUGUGUAUUAUAUUAAGCCAAAGUGAAAACAGUUGUCAUGAAGUUCGCGUGAGACGUUGCGAAUAAUCGCAAGGGAAAUAUGGCGUGUGAUAUCUGGUGCAUGAAUUCAAAAGAGGCGCAAUGUCUGAAUAGUGGGAUGGUGAAGUGGAAAUUGGUGCUCGUUCUGGUGCUACUGGUAAUAGUAAGCAUUGUCGCUACUCAUACGGAAACCGAAGAACCUUCUACAGAUUUCAGCAGACACACCGUUAUACGGCCCAGGGUCUUUCACGGGAGGCACAAGAGGGAAAUCUCCACCACAAAAGAAAACGACGUUAACCACGUGGACGUGCUGACGAUCGGUUUCGAGGUCGACGGAAUCGACCGGGUUCUCGAUCUUUGGCUCAACACGGAUCUCAUCCCCGUGAGCUAUCAGGAGCGUCAUCAGCACGAAGGCGGCUUCAAGGUGCACAAGCCAUCGAACGUUGAACUUUGUCACUAUCAGGGUAGCAUUCGCGGAGUGCCUGGAUCCUGGGUAGCCCUGUCGACCUGCAGGGGUAUACGUGGCGUUGUCUUCGACGGAGAGACUCUUCAUCAUAUCCAUCCUCAACGGGACAGCCUCGACUCUCCUCAUUAUCUCUAUAAGCAGGAUGACCUGGUUACCAAUAAUACUUGCGGAUACCAGGGAACUCCGCACGACAUCCACAAGACUGAGAGGGCCAACAGAAUGCUGCGGUAUAAAAGAGACGCUGAAGCUAUCCGCGGUCCUUACAAUGCCAAUAGACAAUCCAGGUACGUCGAGCUGGUAAUGGUUAUUGAUAAAAAGGAGUACACGGAUCAUCAUGGGAAUUUGCAGAAGAUCUAUCAACACUGCAAGGAUAUAGUGAACAUUGUCAAUGCCCUGUACAUGCCGCUGAAUAUCUUCGUUGCCCUGGUAGGAGUUGAGGUCUGGUCUGAUACCGAUGAAGUGACCGUGUCCUCGAAUGGCGACAAUACCCUGACGAAUUUCUUGCGUUAUCGCAGGGAGAGACUAGUCAAAGAAAUGCCAAACGAUAACGCCCAGUUGCUCACGGGAACGCAUUUCGAAGGCGGUGUCGUUGGUAAGGCCCUUAAAGGACCCAUGUGCACCUACGAAUACUCAGGUGGAGUCUGCAUGGACCAUUCGAACGUAGUUGGUCUGGUAGCAGCUACGGUGGCUCAUGAGAUGGGUCAUAAUUUUGGUAUGGAACAUGAUUCGUCGGAUUGCGAGUGUCCCGAGGGCAGAUGCAUCAUGGCUGCGUGGAGUGGUUCGGCUGUGCCAGUUCAUUGGUCCUCUUGUUCCUUGGACUAUCUUGCUCUGGCCUUUGUUCACGGUAUGGAUUAUUGUCUGAGGAACAAGCCUCAGAAGUUGUUCGAAAGUCCUAUCUGUGGUAACGGAUUCGUUGAGCCUGGUGAACAAUGCGACUGCGGUCUCAAGGAAAACUGCAACAAUCCAUGCUGCAACGCUACCACUUGCAUGCUGCACUCGAAUGCAAGUUGCGCUACUGGAAAAUGCUGUGAUCUAACAACCUGCAGACCAAAAACAGCUGGGACUGAGUGUCGAUCCGUUGAACACGAAUGCGACCUGCCUGAGUAUUGUACUGGACAAAGCGAGUAUUGUCCCGUGAAUGUUUUCAAAAUGGACGGCGAGGUUUGCAGUAUGGGAAAGGCCUUCUGUUAUCAAGGUUCUUGCAGAACUCAUGACGAUCAAUGUAGAUUAUUAUGGGGGCCAACUGGAACUUCGUCCGAUGAUAAAUGUUACAGUACGAACAGUGAAGGAAGCAUGAAGGGAAACUGUGGAUAUAAUAGAGUGGAUUCGGUUUACGUAAAGUGUACCAAUGAAAAUACACUCUGCGGUAUGCUUCAAUGUAAACAUCUAAACGAGAGACUGGAAUUUGGCAUGGAGUCCGUAGCCAUUUUAAAACACAACUUUAUAAAUAAUGGAAAAGAGAUUAUAGCUUGCCGCACGGCUAUUGUGGAUCUUGGAUUAAACCAAGUGGAUCCAGGUCUCACGCCGGAUGGCGCCAAGUGUGGUCCUGGAAAGAUGUGCGUCAAUCAAAAGUGCAUGGCAGUUUCUGAUCUGCGAGCUUCCUUACUAGGCGGUAAAGCCUGUCCGAAUAAUUGUGGCGGAAAUGGCGUGUGCAACAGUCGUGGCCAUUGCCAUUGUAACAGAGGCUUUAAACCACCAGACUGCAUGGAGCUUGGAGUCGGUGGGUCGGAGGACAGUGGACCAGCGGAAGAUCCUAAUGCAAGAAACGACUUCGUAACGGCACUCUACAUCAUCUUCCUGGGUAUAGUACCGAUGGUGGCGUUACUCUCUCUCGGCGCGUGGUACACUAAAAGAAACGCUGGUCGCUACUGGAAGAAAGGUGCCAUGUCAGCGACCGAUCGCAGCAACAACGGCUUGUCGAUCAAGACGAUCGAUCGAUCGAGUCCGAUGCCACGAAACAUCGAGACGAUCGAUUCUAGCCUUCGCCAGGAUCCAGCGUGCGCCAGUCUGCUUCCCAAGGUCGAGACAGAUGAGCGGUACAACAAUAAUUUCUUUGGGCAGUUCAAAGGAUUCACGAUCAUACCGAUUAAUAAUCAGUCGAAGCCUCCGGAACCUACGAAGCCCGCGCCCCCGCCGCCCACGAUACCUACUGUAGCGAUAAAAACUAAUAUUAAGCCUGUACUGAGAUCGAAUACUUUGCGAAGCACCUUGUCAGGUGGCGUUUCUAAUGUUAAUCAGGCUUCCGUAGCACCAGCGUUGCCACCUCUGAAUCCUGGAUGCAACGCGAGACCCUUGAUCAGUAGUCCUGUCUUGGCUGCCACUACGUGCACUUCUAUGGAACUUAUUGCAUCCAAAGUACCAACCAGGCCUGCCCCAGACGUCCCGGUAAGACCAGCUCCUGAAAUUCCUGCGGUUUCGUACAGUUCACAAAAGUCACAGAGGCCGAACAGUACGCCCUUGACGAACGUUAUCUUACCGGAACCAGAAAAGAAACCUGAGAAAGGUAGUGCUUUGAAUAGGAUAGCCUCUAUAUUGCGACCCAGUUCCGGUAUCAUGAGGUCGAAUUCACAGCCAAAUUCACGGGACGACAAGAAUACAAAUUCUUUGCCCAGAAAUCAACAUCACAAGGCUAAUAAGGUUAUUGAUAAGGAGAUUUUGAGGAAUUUGGAAAUCUCCCAUCCGAUUCCACAAUCCGAAAUAGAGAUAUCGACACCAGCGAUACCGGUGAUACCAUUGACGGAGAAUGAAGAGAAGAAGAAUGUUGUGAUGCGGGCGCAAUCCAUGAGAGAUAAUAAAGUUACUCCCAGACCGGCUAUACAUACUUUUGGAUCUAUGCGACAGGCGAAUCCUCUCAAGAGGCCCACUAGCAUACCAGCCAGUACAAGACCAACUUCGCCACCUCCAGGACCUCCUACUGCACCUCCAGCUGUCGUGGCAGACAAAAUAUCCGAGACUGGAAUAAAGAUACCCGGUCUACCCGGUUACCAAAAUCCACCAGUGAAAAUAAUUCCAAAGGCAGCUGACAAUGUCUAUGACGAUUGUAUGAAUACAGUGUCCGAACAAGUUUUGACAAAAAUAAUGGAGGAGUCCCCGUCCAAUGAUAACAUAUAUGCUGUAAUAGAAGAAUCGGUUCCUGAGAAAAAUAGAAAGAAGCAGGAAUCACCGCUUAAAAAGAUACAGAAUGUCGAGAGUCAAUACAAAUCACCAAAGCCCAUAGAAGCUACUCCAAACAAAGGAAGUGGUACAGACUCCAUGGGUCUUCUGUCAGAGAUUGUGUCUGAGAUAUCAAACAGAAACUUUGACUCUAUAUAUUCGACCUCAACCCUAGCAAGAAAGAAACGCGAGAAAGAGGAGGCUGAUAAGAACUCUGAGGAAUUGGGUUCAAAUAGCUCUCUGGGGACAUAUACAAAUUCCAGUCACUAUAAAUCGCCCGGAAGUGUUUACUCAAACUCGGCAUCCGGUAAGUUUAACUCGGCAAGUUCAACUACCAGUUCCGGAUAUCUCAAUCCAUCCGUGCUGAACGUACCAAAAGCAGAGAAUAAGCAGGAGCCUGAGAAGAAGCCUCUUUCGGCGUUAAAAAAUGACCUGAAACUCGUGGAUAAGAGUAAAUUAUUGUCAUUAAAUUCAAAAAAUCCUAAUAUCAAUGAUGACAUGUCCAAGGAACUGGGAAUGAAGCCUGUAGACAGUACAGACUCCGGUAAACCAUUCUCUUCUGCUUCAAACAGAUCAAGUAUUGUAAUCGACAGGUCCAGCAAGAUAGAAAAAAAGGAAGAAGGUAAAGCGCCAGCCAAACCACCCUUAAAUAGAACGAAAACACCUCCCAAUAUUACAAAAGGUUUGACGACCAAGCAACAGGGUUCUGAUACAAAUUUAAAAUCUACUAGACAAGGUUCGGACCCUUCAUUGAGAUCAAAUAAACAAAAUGCAGAUAGCAAUUUGAAAUCUAAUAGACAAGGUUCUGAUACAAGCUUAAAGACUGUUAGACAAGGUUCAGAUACGAGCCUGAAAUCAGGAAGGCAAGGACCAACACUGAAUAAAUCUAACAGCAGUCUGAAUAAGUCUAAUGGUAAUUUAGAUAAGCAGGGUUCUAAUACAAAUCUGAGUACGAUGUCCCUGAAAGGUGUGCCUUGUAGUCCCAGGGGUAGUUUAGGAAAACUAAACAGUUCGAACAGUCCUGAUCUUGUGUCGAGUUGUUCGAACUCCAGUCAGAACAGUACAAAGUCACCGGAUGUCUUGGGAAGUAAUGCGAAGAUUUCCGGCGGUUUGAAAAGUGGUCAAAAGACACCGACGUUACCCAGGAACAUGAAGAUACCUUCGACGCCCCCUAAGCCAGCAAACGUGGCAACGAAAGCAGCUAGUUUCGCCGAGAAGAAAAAAUCCCCAACUACUAACGUGAACGUGAUUAAAUCCUUGUCAGUGACCACCAAGGAUACAAACAGUUCAAAGUCGAUGCAGCCAUCGAAAUUGCCUCAGAAAACAACGGAAGUCAAAGCCAUGGAAAUCACGUCUAAAGUGAAUCCAGUGCAGAAGGCAGCUAGCAGCAAAUCUAACGUUGCAUCCCUUCAGCAAAAGUUUGAAGUCAAUAAGAACUCGAAUCCUACAAGAACAAUGUCGAAUAUUUCUAAAAAGACCCCUGUAGUCAAAACAACGGAAGUAGGACGUAGCGUAAGUGCGAAGAAGUGAAACAGAGUGUCCCGGAAAAUUCGAUAGAAUCAGCAUUUUUUCUCCACUAACGUUUCGAGAAAAUCUCGUCUGUUAUAGAAUUAUCAAAUUUUUCGUCGCGCGUCACGGCUACGUGUAUGAAGUAUAUUUUUUUUAUUCGAGCGAUGAAAAAUGAUGAAGUCGAACAAAAACUAAGAAUGUUGCUUCUCCAUUGCUAGAUAUAAGCUUUAGCCUUGAGAAUGUAUUGACAUUUUGUAAAAUUGAUUUUCUUUUUUAAACAAAGUACAACGGAGUGGAGAAAAAGUUUGUGGGAGUAGAAUAAAAAAAAAGGGAUCACUUCUGUUAGUCCUUCGGGAGAUGAGUUGAGUGAGAUUGCUAUGACGUGUAAAUAAGAGAAUUGUAUAAAUUUUAAUAUUGUCUAAAAGAAAAGGAGCUCACGCUAUAUCGUAUCCAUGUAAAAUCAAUAACUGCCGUUACUACUACGAGAUUUUUUUAUGCGUUUAAGGUAAUUAUCUUCAAAUGCAAAAAUAACAGCAGGAUCUCUAUGAAUUAUUUUCAAAAGCUUGAUCUACCAUAUAUGGAACGAACCUUGUAAGAAAUUAUUCAACUCUGUGAUAUAAGUAAAGAAUAAAUAUGAAAGAGAUAGUAACACACUUCGCGCUAUCGUACGGAACGAUAUAUGCUGGAUUGUGACCAGAUCUGUCAUUUUAUAUUUCGGACUAGGUACAGACGUGUUGAAAAUGAGAAUUAUUUUCAAUGGCAACGAAGUGCGUCGAGUAAUACGACAAAAUAAAAAAAAAAGUCUAUUUAUCUUUAAAAGAGAAUGCCAUAUCUAUAAAUUCGAUGCUUAGAUCGAUAAGAUGAUUGUCUAUUUUGAAGAUUAAUUGUGGAAACAAUAAUGGAUAUCCUAAUCAUCCCGGAAUUAUUAUUAUUGUUUUAUUCGUCACCUUAAUAACGUUAUUGAAUUGCGACAUCGCAGAUGCGAAUUUAAGAAAUAAUUAACGUCUUGAGUGGUUCUUAUUUUGAUCACUGCCCUUGUUACUAUUUUUGUAAUACAAUAUCUAUGUAACGUAUUCAUUUCACGGAUUUCAAUGUUACAAUUUCGCUACUUGAUUCCUAAGAUCCAAAAAUGGCAUAUAGAUUGUAUCAAUGUGAUUCGAACAUUUAUAUUUAAAUCGGCGGUAUUGCUUAUCGGUUUUUGCAAAAACUCGAGAUAUUUAUUUUGACUGAUCCAUGUAAAUAUGUUUAUACGAAGCAUAUAGAGAUAAGCGAGAUUUUGUACAAUGUACCUUUGUGCUCGUAAGUUAAGUUAUAAUUUAUAAUAAUAAAUAUCCUCAUCAGGUACGUGUCCGGCUUCAGCAACUAGCACGUAAAACUCUAUUUAAUUAUAUAUCCGUUGCUUGUAAUAUCGAUGAAAUCUGGUUAACGAGAAACAACAAACUAUUAUUGAAUACUGCUGACAGCUAUAAUGACAGUAAUGAUCACAGGGGUGCAUUUAUUUUUUCCGAUAACGAGUAUAAGUUCGUUAUAACUCGUUCUAUUAUUAUCAAAGCAUCGUACGUCCAAGACAAUUAAAAGAAAACUUUUACGAAUAAAAGCAUCGCGCUAUAUAGUUCCUACUUACCGUGUAAUCGUUUGAACGCAUUUAAUUUCGCGAUAUUUUUUUCCGACUUGUGGUUUAAUAAAGCUUUCUCUCUACGUUAAGUUACUACGCAAUACCGUUGAUUGUUACUUGUUAAUUUCUUCACAUAAGAUAUACUACAUUUAAUACUAUGUUCUGCUUAAUUAAAAUGACAAUCACAGAAUCGCCUGUUAUUUUAUAAAAGCAGUCAUCGUGAUCUAAACUUAUGCAUUCUUGACUGACGACUCAUAACCCACUGAUGCCACUUGUUUCUCGGCAUGUUUUAUAGUGAAAGAUUAAAUUAAAAAAUUUAUUUGUGCUGAUGAAAGGGAAACAACAAUUUUGUCGGUCCAGAGAUGUAUCUUUUUAGAUUUUGGUUCUAUAGUAAUAAACGAGAUAGAUGUCCCUUUGACCUGUGAACUAUGAUGUUUCAUAAUUCAUCUGGUCAUCGAUACCUUUGAAAUGUAUAUUGCGUUCUCGAUACCAAAGAUCUAUAUAUGUUCGUUCACCAUUUAUUUUGUGUCGUAAACAGACACACAGUAUCGCUGGGUUAUACGCUACAGAUAAAUAGAUAAUCGACGACUUUAUUAUAACGUGUACAUUUCCUAUGGCAUAGUUAUAAUAAAACAAAUUCUUUAUUCCUAGUA